Macroventuria anomochaeta is the source of this 1372-nucleotide messenger RNA. RefSeq lists its product as uncharacterized. The coding region runs from base 19 to 1245 and encodes 408 amino acids. Lineage: Eukaryota; Fungi; Ascomycota; Dothideomycetes; Pleosporales; Didymellaceae. Gene Ontology annotation, biological process: nucleotide-excision repair; base-excision repair; base-excision repair, AP site formation. The record is from RefSeq and is a predicted model, not a curated record. Gene Ontology annotation, molecular function: 8-oxo-7,8-dihydroguanine DNA N-glycosylase activity; damaged DNA binding. Gene Ontology annotation, cellular component: nucleus. The transcript is spliced from 2 exons.
UCUAGACAGAACAACAUCAUGGCAUUGCGAGCUGCCAAGUGGUACAAGCUGCCCAUAAGCCUGACUGAGCUUUGCAUCGAUACCACAUUGCGCUGCGGGCAAUCUUUUAGAUGGCGGAAAUCGGACGAUGAUGUAUGGUCUUGCGCCAUGCAUGGACGCAUACUCUCCCUCCGCCAGGACGCAGACGCUCUUCACUAUCGCGCCAUCUUCCCAUCCAAACCCGCCCUUCCUACUCUACCAGCAUCUAUCACACCUUCAAUUGCCGCCGAUGACGACGACACUCUCGCUUUCAUAUACCACUACUUCAACCUAACAUCCAACCUCGGCCAGCUGUACGAACAAUGGGCAGCCUCGGACGCCAACUUCAAACGACGAGCACCAAAGUUCACAGGCAUACGAAUACUGCGGCAAGAUGCUUGGGAGGCGCUGAUAGGCUUUAUAUGCAGCAGCAACAACAACAUCAGUCGGAUAUCAGGCAUGGUACACAAUCUGUGUCUACACUACGGCCCGCUGAUAGGACGUAUCGACCAUGUACCGUAUCACGACUUCCCAACACCACAAGCCCUCUGCAAACCAGAAGUGGAAGAGCACCUCAGGAAGCUAGGCUUUGGCUACCGAGCGAAAUACAUUGCAAAGACGGCACGUAUAGUUGCUGAAGGGAAGGGAGGGUUAGCAUGGCUGGAAGCGCUCAGCAACCCAGAAUACCCGCAAUUUGGCGUUGAGCCGAAGCCAGCUGGCGAGCUUCUGGAGGGUGGCAGAGAGGGCUAUCGCAAGGCACACGAAGAGCUGCUUGUGCUCCAAGGUGUUGGUCCAAAAGUUGCUGAUUGUGUCUGCCUCUUCGGACUUGGAUGGCUCGAGUCCGUUCCUGUUGACACACACGUCUGGCAGAUAGCGCAACGCGACUACAAGUUCGGGAAGGGCAAGCACAGCAGUCUGACUGCAGCGACAUAUGUUGCGAUUGGCAAUCUUUUCCGGAAACUCUGGGGCAAGGAAGCAGGUUGGGCGCAUUCUGUCUUAUUCACGGCUGACUUGAAGGCGUUCUCUGAGAGAACAGUCGCAAAGACAGAGGUCAAGGAAGAGGAGGUUACGAUUAAGAUAGAGGGUAACGACGUUGUGGCUGAAGCUGUUGUCAAGCAAGAGACUGUCAAGCGCAAGCGGAUAAAGAAGGAGCCAGAUGAGAACGAACAUCAGGUCCUCGAAGUCAAAGAGGAGGUCACACGAAGGAGCAAAAGACAACGAGCGUAGAGCAUCUUAAGAUACCCCACAGCUCGCCGAGACGUUCGCACUUCAUAUCUUAUCAUUGCCCUGGGUAUGAACGAUACCAAUUAUUAUGUCCACUUAUGCAACAUGGGCAACAUAGCACGAUUUUGAG